Sphenostylis stenocarpa is the source of this 474-nucleotide messenger RNA. NCBI's taxonomy places the organism in Eukaryota, Viridiplantae, Streptophyta, Magnoliopsida, Fabales, Fabaceae. The record is from the annotation of a GenBank genome assembly.
AUGCAGGCAUCGAGGGCAAGGUUGUUCAAGGAGUACAAAGAGGUGCAGCGAGAAAAGGCUGUUGAUCCUGAUAUUCAACUAGUCUGUGAUGAAUCUAACAUUUUUAAAUGGACGGCUCUUGUCAAGGGUCCCUCCGAGACUCCAUACGAAGGUGGUGUUUUCCAGCUUGCUUUUUCUGUUCCAGAGCAGUAUCCUCUACAGCCGCCGCAAGUCCGGUUUUUGACUAAAAUAUUUCAUCCAAACGUUCACUUUAAGACUGGGGAGAUUUGUCUAGAUAUCUUGAAAAACGCUUGGAGCCCAGCUUGGACACUUCAAUCUGUCUGCAGGGCUAUAAUUGCUUUGAUGGCCCAUCCAGAGCCUGACAGCCCUCUAAACUGUGAUUCAGGCAAUCUUCUGCGUUCAGGUGACGUUAGAGGCUACCAAUCCAUGGCAAGAAUGUACACAAGACUUGCAGCAAUGUCAAAGAAAGGCUGA